ACUCAGAAACAGUUAAGUAUCCAUAGCGAGUACUUAAAAAAUAUAUCUGAAGUGUAUAAUUAACAUCUUAUAAUUAAAAUAUGGGUAAAUUAAUAUUAUACGGCAACGACCCAAGCUGUCCAGUACGUACUUGUAAGCUAACCUUAGAAGCGUUAGGUUUGAAGUAUGAAUACAAACUAAUUAAUACCCAAGCCGGAGAGCAUAAGACAAAGGAAUUCCUUAGAAAGAACCCACAGCAUACUAUUCCUAUGUUGGAAGAUGAUGACAAAUAUAUAUGGGAUUCACACGCAAUAUGCGCAUAUUUGGUCAAUAAAUAUGCUAAAACUGAUGAGUUAUAUCCGAAGGAACCAUACGCACGUUCAAUAGUAGACCAACGUCUACACUUCGAAUCAGGAGUUCUAUUUCAAGGGUGUAUCAGGAAUAUUGCUUUGCCGGUGUUUUAUAAGAAUGUCACUGAGGUGCCACGAGAAAAAAUCGAUGCGAUUUAUGAGGCUUACGAUUUUCUAGAAGCGUUUCUAGGCAAUGAACCUUAUAUAUGCGGUAAAACCAUGACUAUUGCUGAUUUCAGUAUUGUAUCAACUGUGACCAGUUUAGUGGGUUUAGCUCCUGCAAUACCAAAAAAGAUUACUGCUUGGAUCGACCGAUUAAGCAAGUUGCCAUAUUAUAAAGAAGCCAAUGCUAAAGGCGCUGAGAUGUUAGUGGAUAUGUUCAAUGAUAAAAUUACGAAAAUUGUUUAAAAACAACAUUUUUCGAAUAAUGUAAUAUUACUAUAAUAUUUCGAAUAAUAAUACAAUAUAUUGUAUAUGAAACACUAGAUAGUAUUUAAUCUCAUUAUAAAGGUUAAGAAAUUAUUUAUAUAAUCACAUGUAAAAAAUUAAAAAAAUUA
Messenger RNA from Teleopsis dalmanni, 886 nucleotides. Its product is annotated as glutathione S-transferase 1-like. Lineage: Eukaryota; Metazoa; Arthropoda; Insecta; Diptera; Diopsidae. Gene Ontology annotation, biological process: glutathione metabolic process. Gene Ontology annotation, molecular function: glutathione transferase activity. The transcript has a single exon. Bases 81 to 737 code for a protein of 218 amino acids. The record is from RefSeq and is a predicted model, not a curated record.